AAACAAACCACAAUUUAAAGAGUGUUUAUCCGGAAAUUGUGUUCAUCUAACCAAAUGGGAAAUCGAAGUCCUGAACUGUUGAACACUUAGUCUGUUAUAGAUCAUUGAAGACUAGGCUAAAGAAUGACCGCAGUUUGGACGGCUACAAGCCUACGUCGGCAAGAUAGCCGUUAUAACAGUCUAUCACGUAGUCUUGGCUCAUUAAUGUCAGUUGUCUUAGAUGAAGAAAAAUCUCCAUCAGUAUUGAUCUUCUCAAAUCAAUCAUCAAGAAUAUCUUCAGAGGAUAAUUUACGUGCAAGUUCAUCAGUUGGUGAUCGUGUCGGUGGUGCUGGUGCUCGUGGGGAUGAUGGAAAUAUUCCAUUUAAAGAACCAAAUUUCUCUUCUUUACAAACUGACUCAUCUUCAUCGAUUGCAUUUAUUGGUAAAAAGAUUAAACGUGAAUACCAGUCAGCAUUUGUACUGCCUGAUAGACAAACAAUAGGUGUUGUACGUCAAGAAGCGUUUAUGACUGAAGAAGGACUGGCUGAGGUUACACUGAGUCUUUGCGUCGGAAAUAAUCCGGAGAAUUUAAGAGUUGGAAACAGUGAGAGAAUAUGCGACUACCUUGAUUCUGAUUAUUGGGCUUCCAUUCUACUGGCUUCCACAGAAUCACAUGAUGCUGAACUCCUUGGUUAUAUGGGACCUGAAUACACUUGUAGAAGACCAAAUCGUUUUAACUUUGAACGAUCUGAAAGUCGUCGACGGAAACGAGAAAUUGUACUUGUUCAAGAAGAAUUUGAACCACAUAAUAAACCCACUGGUGAACACUUUUCAGGUGUCAAUAUUUUACCAGAAACUAUUAGAGUUUUUGAGAAGAUAAAAGACAAGGAAGAGGAUGAAUUCACCCCCCAGAAAAUGCCAUCAACACCGCCUUCUUCAUCACGACCUCAAACACCUAAAUCACCAAAAUCCACAUCCCCAAGAGCAUCCAUUCAACCAGGUGAACCUCCUUCACCUAAACCUCAAAAAAUCCCUAGUAAAAUAACCAAUCAGUCGAAAGAUCAAGCCCCUAUCAUUGGACGAGCAGAACCGCCAGGAAAAACUAAGGCGAUUAUUAGUAGUCCAAAGUCGAAGGAGAAUUUUGAAGAACUUAAACGUCAAUGGAAUAAUCGAAUUGCUAAAAUGCAAGAACGUAUGGAUAAUCAAUAUAAAGAUGCACCGACAACUCCUUCACAAACUUAUACUGAAGGACAUCGUGGCACUGUGAUUACAUCUAUCCUUCCGACUGUGGACAAUAGAAAAUCAAAUGAUUCGAUAGCGAAAAGUCGGACUCCGCCUUCAGAACAUCGAAGAACACCGAGUGAUCAAUCGUACGAACUGCCACAACAGCAACCACAAAAACAACAAUCUUUACCAGAGAGAAUGUCAUCAGCUUAUCAUAGAGCAAAUAAAGAGAAUCUGUUGUUCAAUCAUUUUGAUCCAACUUCACCAGGAUCUGGAUUUUCUGAUCCAGUAACUGAAAGAUGUGAAAAAGAUGCACAAUUUGUUUAUAAUGAAGAAAGACUGUAUGUGAAUCAACAGAAUAUAGGAAGACUCAGUCCAAGGACUCCAUCAGAAAUUCAUCCAAUCUCUAAUAUGACAAAAUUUAGAAGUCGAAGUUUAGAACAUUAUUAUGUUGAAGAAUAUAUCACCAACAGAAGAGCAUCAGAUGAAAACAUUACCAAAGAAUUGAACAAUUUUCAAACAUCAAUGUCAUUGCUAAUCGAUAAAGAUGAUAGCGAAGAGUCUUCGAAACAAACCUACAUAUAUCAAUCGACUUUAUCUCGUCUACCGGUGACAAUAAAGAAUCUUGACUCCUGUCAUGAUAGCACUAUUAGUAAUAAUAUUAAUCAUAUUAGUGAGACGAGAAAGAACUCCGAAAGAUACACCAAACACGAAUUAUUUGUCUGUCGUAAACCUACCUAUUACUUUAAUAUACCACCAGCUCAAAAAUCACAAACUUUUCCAAAGCAUACUUCGCGUACUGAAGUAAAACUUCAUCCACACUCUCCGUCAACACCAUCCACAACAACUAGAAGGACCCCACUGGGAUAUUAUGAUAAAUUUGAAAUGAUUAUUCGUGUGAAUGAUUCACACAGUACAUCGGACAGAGAAGAUGACAUCAGGUAUGAUACAAAUACUACCCCUACUAAUUAUCCUGUCAACAGACGAAAGACACCAAGACAGCGGAUGUAUACCUCACUACCGCGUACCAGACAUGCCCUGCUUUAUUAUCCUCAACCAGGUUCACCAGGAUUAAUGUUAGAUUCACCAGUGUCAGAUAAAAGUCAAACGAAUUAUCAUCCAUCAGCCUCGAUAAAACAUGGUAGCACUGAUCCCCCGCAUUAUAGAAAGGCAAGAUAUCCAAAUUCAUACUUUAGAAAAGACGAUCAACCGUCAAUUGAUCGAAAAGAGAAAUUUUUAAGAAAAUAUGAGAAGACUAAAGCUUCCUCAGAGAUAAAUUAUACUAUACAUAAUCGCAAUAAUAAUAAUAAAAUUCUAUCGGAUAUCAAUCAGAGUUUAUCAAAUGACUACUAUCAAUAUUAUCAGUCAUCGACUGAUAUCAGCUCUGUUUUAAGUCGUGAAGGCGAUGUCGGUGGUGGAGAUAGUUUGAAGAUUUACUUAAAUCGAUAUGUUGAACGUUCAGAGAAACACUGGAGUCUACCAAGAAGCCAUCAUCUUUUGCUGAACGAUGAUUCAGCGCCUCGUGGAGAUAGAAUAAGUGAACAGUCUGAAUUUAGUGAUAAUCUGUCUAAAGAUGUUGGGUCUAAUGAUGAAAAAGCAGAGGAAGAGAAGGAGCAGGAGAAGAAGGAUUUAAAAUUACCACGAAAAGUUGCAGAAGAUUCAAGGAAAUCUUUAAAAUCCCCGUCAGCGGAUAGUUUAAGCUUUUACUUUUUAGAACCAUAUAAACGUUACACUGACAAUCGGAAACAAGACGACUAUUCUACUAAAGAGGUUAAAAAAAUCUCCCAAAAAGAUGAGGAGGAGGAAGAAGAGAAGAAAGACAACAAAGAAAAGGCUAACAUUGAUGAUAUUUUAAAUCAAGCCUACCAAGAUGAAAUGAACCGGAUGAAAAAACGACAACAUUCCAUCAAGAAAGACAAUUAUGGCAGUACAUCAAGUUUAGGUGUGUUAGUCAAGAAGUAUGAAGAUCAAGUGAAGAUCAAUACUUUUAAAGACACUGAAAGAAAAUCGAAUUCAAUGAAAAAUCGUAAAAGUCAACCAGAUGAUAAAGAAGCUAACCAGCCUAGACCCGUUGAACCUAUGAAACCAACAGACGAAGCAAGUAAACCUCGUGAUGACACAAGUAGAAUUAAACAUAAAGAUCCACCUUCGUAUCGUUAUCUACCUGAUAUAACCUCUGGAGGGAAUAAACAACAGCCUGAGACACCAAAAACCACUACCACAGAUUUACCGAAAAAACAUUCGAGAACUGCAGAUGAUAAAGGCAAACAUCAAGCGUCAAUUGAUUCACCAGAGCCUUUUAACAAGCCGACACCAGUUCCGCAUACUCCAAAAGUCUUAGAAAAACCUGAUCGGAUGAGUAAAUCAUUGGAUAAGAAAUCGAAGCCUUCAGAUCAAAGCAACACGAAUGAAGGCGACACAAACGCCAGUAAUAAUAAUAAUACUAAGCCUAGAGUGGAUCGAUUCAUUGGCGAGAAGGCAAAAUCACAAGAACCAGAAUCUAAACAUCAACAUCGAUAUCCGCCACCACCUCCACAACAUCAUCGAACUUCUACAAAACAUGAUGAUGAUGAUGGUAACGAAUCGAAGCAUUUAGAUAAGCGUGUCAAUGAUGGUCCCACUCCAUUUUCUAAAUUCAAGAAAGAUAUGACCUUAUCUGAUCGACCAAAACCCGACAGUCGUCCUGCACCCCAUGAAGAGACGAAAACAUUUUCAAGAGAUUCAAAAUUUAGGAAACCAAUACAUACCGUGACUGAAGGUCAAACUGGUGGAAACCUACCACCAACAGAGAAACGUAAGUCGCUGCCUGGAAUUAAGGAAACUGACGAUAGACAACGCAAGAGUUCAAAAGAGAAAUCACAAUUUGGUGAUAUAAAAGGCUUAAACAGUUUACAAGAUCGUGACAUGAUGUUAAAGGAUAAACAGAGUAAAGAAAGAAAUCGUGUCCCUGAACCAGCCAGAAGUAGCAAAAGUCCUCACCAACACCAUCGUCACCAUUCUCUACGCGUGAAACAGUAUAAACCGUAUCCAGGAUUCACUCCAAAAGAUGAUCGUAUUUCAUCUUGGAUAGAAAAUAGUAAACAACAGACAAGACGAUUAUUAUUAGCAGAAGAAGAAGGUGGUGGUAGUGGUGCUGGCGAAAUUGAUCCAUCUCCUGAACUUGAACGACACAGACCAAGUUUAACAAGACAUCAAUCUUUAAACGAAGAAAGACGAUAUUCAGCGGACGACAAACAAUUCUCUGGUAGUGGAACAGUCAAGGGGAAUGAGGCGAAGAACAGAUCUAAACACGCUGAUCAAGAUCAAUCACCAGAAAAGAGGGAGAAGAAAGAAAUCAUGACGCCGAAACCAGAUCGAAAUACUGACGUGCCUAAAGAUCCAAUCAGUCUCCAAGCUAUUGAUCAACCGAAAAGGCGUGAAAGUGAUAAAGGCGAUCGUCAUAGACCACCUUCUAACAAACCAGAUCAAGAUCAGAACAGUAGGCAAGAGACUAAACAGCCAGUUGAUCGGAAAAUAUCCGACAACAAACAACCAACUGAUACGUUGAAUAAACCACAUACAGACCAACCGACUACUGAUCUCCGUAAUGAGUCAAAACCCUCUCCGCCUAGUAAACGAAGACACCAGUCAAGAGAAGAUUUUAAACAGCCAAAAUUAUCAUCUACAAAGCCUCAGUCAGAUUUAAAAGACGAAGAUCACCUACAUUGUGGUAAAGAUGUCAAGCACAGAGAUAAACCUACACCGCAUAGAUCUAAAGAACCCAGUAGACAGAAUCUGAUCAAUCGGAGAAGAGACAAUACACAUUCACCAUCAGCUGAUCGUGAAGAACACCGUUUAACUCCACCUGAUAGAGAAAUCAAAGUCGUUGAUGAUCAUCGACCAGGUCAUAAACGUCAUCCACCGCCUCCACUCUCUCCAACAUCUAAACGUGAUAUUCAUUAUCCACGUGAUGCAACUUACAAUCAACCAAAAACUCCGCAUGAUUCUUCACAAACUGUUCCUACAAAACACUUUUCAAAGUAUCCUGGUGAUGGAGACAUUUAUGAUCCAGAAGGUAGGAGAAGGCGGACAAGACCAGAACAGAAAGAGUCACCUGUACCAAGUGAUCCAAGGAAGGCGAAACUUCCUCAUAGUGCCAAUGGUCUGGCAAAACAUCCAGAUGAAUACAAUUAUCUCGCUGAAGCAGAGAAACAAAAGCCGACUGCAGACUAUUGUACUUCUGAAUUAUCUGAUGGUAGUAGCCUCCUCUAUGGGAAAACAAAUCAAGGGUCAACUAGAAAACAACCAUUCAAGAGUUUGGAUAAAUACAAAAGUAAAGAUACAGAACCUGUUAAACCACAUCGUCAUCCUCCACCGCCUCAGCCUAUGGAUCAUAGCCGUUCAAAACCAAAACGAGGUGAUGAAAAAUCCACCAGGAAAUCUGAUAGAAAGCCAGACUAUGCUAAUGAAAAUCAUUACAUGAAUCUGCCUGGUUCUAUUCCUCAUGGUGCUCGACCACCUAAUGAAAGAAAUAGAUCACUUCAAGAUUUAACUGAACGUUCAGGACUUCAUAGUGUUUAUGAUCCCAGAUUGGUUGAUGAACCAACAAUACCGUAUAAACCUCAAACUAUUGAUCGUAUACCUAUACGACAACAAGAACCAAAAUCUCCAGAUAUCCAACAGCGGAGUUAUACAUCCGAAGAGGACAGUGAAGACUACAGUGAUUCAGGUGGAUCAGAUGAAGUACUUAAACCGCCAGCAUUGAGGACGAUACCUCAAACGAGGCGUCAGUCGGAACCAAAACUUCCAAGUGAAGAUAAUUAUCCUCCUGUACAGCUGAGACGACCAUCGUCGAAAGGGUUGAAGACUCCUGGACAAUUACCAUUUGAUGAUGGCAUUAUUAGCCCUCCUGAAGGUAUGUCAAUUCCUUCUACUCCAGGUUAUGAAAAUAUUUAUGAUAAUUAUAAUGAUCGAACAGGCAAAUAUGCAAAAGGAUCACAAUAUCGUACUAGUGGCGGUGGUGGUCUUUCAUCUGGGAUCUUAUCACAAGAACGUGUUUCACGACCACGUUCUAAGCAUACAACUGCUACAAGUCAAGGAUCAGGUUAUUAUGGUGUUUCAGGUUCUAAACACAGUUUAAUUAUCAGUACAAAACGUCGAACAUUUAGUGGUGUCACUGGAACUCAUCCUUCAAAGCAUCGUUCAAGUUCAAUGAACACUCUAUGGUUUGGUGAUCAUCCUAUCCCAUCAGAGAGUACACUAUCUCCAUCUACACCGAUUAAAUUAUCCAAUAUUCAAUUACAAGCUCAAGCAGAACUUGAACGUCGGCAUAGAUCAGCAUCAUCCCAGGGGCAUAGUUUAGAUAGAAAAUCAAAUUAUAGCGGUGGAAAUACUGAAAGUCAUUUAUCAAAAGGUUUUAGUGAAUCACAAGGUUAUGAAGGUGUUGGAUAUGCUUAUGAUUCACGUGGUAGACUAAUUCAUGGUGGGGCAUGUCUACCAGAACGUUCAGCUAGUCGUAAACGUCGUCUACUAGAUGGUCAUGAAAGUUUAUCACGUGUAUGGAUUCCACAGGCUGAACAUUAUCCAAUUAAUCAGAAUGUAACUGAUAGGACAGCUAGUCUGCUAACCAAUCGUGAUGAAAGACAAGCUCAAUUGGAUAAUUCAGCAAUGGCUUUUGCCCUGAAGGAUUUCAAUAUGCCUAAAAUUCGGUGAGCACAAACCAAAUAAUGAGUGUUAAUAAUCACAUCCAUCCAUAUCUCUCUCUGUCUAUCUAUCUAUCUAUCCUAAUCUAGACGUAAACGGGGUACAAAUAAACCAGAUGCAGGGGAUACUGAAAAUACAACCACUAAACCACCUACUACCACUACUACUACUAAUAUUAUAAAAAAUAAAGCCAGACGUUUUAAGAGACUAAGGCGUACACAAUCAUUCCUCAGUUGUUGUAUGCGAUAAACCACACACACACACACAUACACACGCAAGCACACACACACAUACGUGAAAUUCUCGUAUCAACACCAACUGGUUCUUCACUGCUUCACUUUUUUGGGGUGUUUUUUUACUCUGAUUCGCUUCAUGUUCUUCGUCUAUACCGACUAGUAACAAUAACGAUAUAUAAAUAUUUAUACUACUUAUACAUGUGUAUUACGUAACAAUUAAGGUUGUGAAUUAAACUAUGCCAUUUGUUGAAGGUAUAUAACACUUAUCUAACCUCAUAUUUAGUUGCUAUGCGUUUCUGCACUUGUAUUCAUGUACGCAUGCUUAUGAGCAGAAAUAAUAGGCGCGAAAACUAAUAAUAGAAUAGUCGCAGUUGUUUUUUUAUCACCUCAAGCGAAUAAGACGAAUAAUUUAUAUCUUCCAAGCAGCACGUUCAAUUCUACUGCUAACACUAUUUGCCUUUAUUUUCCGUAUACUACUUAUUUUUAAUUAUCAGUAGUUUGAUAUUUUUAGACAAAAAACAAGUUGAUUUGUUGAUUUUUUAUUUUAAGAAAAAAAAGUAUUUUUACAAUCAAAUGUGAUCAGAAUUAUUGUUACUGUUGUGAUUAUUAAUAAUAUUGUUAUUAUUAUUACUAAUACUAUUACUAUUGCAUAAAGCUAACACAUAUAUGGCUAGUUAUAU
Trichobilharzia regenti is the source of this 7801-nucleotide messenger RNA. The record is from the annotation of a GenBank genome assembly. Lineage: Eukaryota; Metazoa; Platyhelminthes; Trematoda; Strigeidida; Schistosomatidae.